AUGGCCGCCGUUUACCCCACCACGGCCGUCCUCCCCACGCGCCACUCCCCUCCUUCCUUCCUCCGGCCGCCGUCCCUGUCGUGGUCCGCCUCCAUCACCCAGCACCGCAUCCCCUUCUCACCGCGCCUCGCUCUCUCGCCGCCACCGGCGGCCAAUCGGCGGUCAUUCGUGGUCCGAGCGGCGUGGACGCGGCGGUCGCGCGGCGAGUUGGACAAGAGCCCGAACCGCAAGUCGUGGAAGCAGCGCACGGACAUGUACAUGCGCCCGUUCCUGCUCAACGUCUUCUUCUCCAAGCGCUUCGUGCACGCCAAGGUCAUGCACCGGGGCACCAGCAAGGUCAUCGCCGUCGCCACCACCAACGCCAAGGACCUCAGGACCACCCUGCCGUCCCUCAUCGACGACAACGCCUGCCGGACCAUCGGUCGCCUCAUAGCCGAGAGGUCCAUGGACGCAGACGUCUUCGCCAUGGCGUACGAGCCCAAGAAGAACGAGAGGAUCGAGGGGAAGCUCGGGAUUGUCAUCGACACCAUUAAGGAGUAUGUGAUUACAAUUAUCUACGAGUACCAACCAAGUCAUCACCCGUGCUGA
This is a messenger RNA of Triticum turgidum subsp. durum (durum wheat), 588 nucleotides long. The record is from the annotation of a GenBank genome assembly. Lineage: Eukaryota; Viridiplantae; Streptophyta; Magnoliopsida; Poales; Poaceae.